This is a messenger RNA of Candidula unifasciata, 776 nucleotides long. The record is from the annotation of a GenBank genome assembly. Lineage: Eukaryota; Metazoa; Mollusca; Gastropoda; Stylommatophora; Geomitridae.
UCUAUGCCAUUGAACCAAGUGGUCUGGCAUCAUUAGCUCAAAGAGUUACCAAGGAGAAUGGUCUGGAUUCGAUCAUCACAGUUCUACACAGCCAGCCUGAGACUGCUGAGGUUCCAGUCAAGGUGGAUGCAAUCAUUUGUGCCUGGAUGGGCUACAACUUAUUGUGUGAAUCCAGUCUUCCAUCUCUGCUGACUGCUAGAGACCGCUUCCUGAAACAGGAUGGAGUGAUGUACCCUUGUGCAGCUGACCUUUACCUGGCACCUUUCACUGACAAUCAUUUUCAGGAGAAAUGGGACACUUGGAAACAGAUGAAGCAGAUAUACGGAGUGUCCAUGGAGAGUAUGGUUGCUGCAGCUGAAGGUUCUUUGACAGUCCAGACUGAAAGACUACAGCUAGAGGUUGAAUCAGUGUUGGCCAAUGCCUGCCAGGUGUGUCACUUUGACAUGAAAAGCAUAACAUUGCAGGAUGCAGAAAUGAUUAAGGCAGAUUUCAACUUCAGAUGUUACAGCCAUAACAUUAUGCAUGGAUUUGCCACGUGGUUCACUGUAUCUUUCCCUGGCAGUGUUGUUCUUGAUACCUCCCCGUACGCUCUGAAGACUCACUGGGGUCAGACAGGGAUGUACCUGAAAACUCCCAUCACUGUGAAGCAGGGUUCAGAAAUAAGAGGAGUCUUCAAGAUGUAUCCAUCAGGCGAGGACCGCAAGUGUUGGAACAUUGAGAUAGAGUUCCAGCUCAAUCGGGACAAAAAGUACACUCAGCAUUGGCAGUGCUCUUAG